Molecule: messenger RNA, 1107 nt
Organism: Misgurnus anguillicaudatus (oriental weatherfish)
Lineage: Eukaryota; Metazoa; Chordata; Actinopteri; Cypriniformes; Cobitidae
Product: immunoglobulin superfamily member 1
Biological process (GO): cell surface receptor signaling pathway; immune response
Cellular component (GO): external side of plasma membrane
Molecular function (GO): transmembrane signaling receptor activity
Source: RefSeq, a predicted model, not a curated record
CCAGGUGAGGUAGAGGCUGCGCUGCUGGCGAGGGAUGAACGGUUUGGCUUUUGGGUUGGGUGUCCAGGUGUCCAUACCUGCAGUACACUAUUAACACCUGCCUGUAUCCAACAACACCUGCGAUCACGUCUUCUUCAUCUAAACAACGCACAAGAUUUAAAGCCAGAUUCACUGUUUACAAACGGCAUGGGAACGAAUUUAUCAGUUUAUCUGGAAGAAACGGAAAGGAGGGUGCUGUUUUCAUCUUUGUUCACAAAUGGAGCCUGUGAAAAUGUACCCCCUGCUUCCCUGGCGGUCUGGCCUGACAGCAGACAACACUUUAGGGGUAAAGAGUUCUCCCUUCACUGCUCUGUAAAUGACGGUAAUUCAACAGGCUGGAUAUUGUGGAGGCUUAAAGGAGCAGAAGUGAUAUCUGGAUGUUUGCCGUUAAAUGGCACAGAAUCUCCAGGCAACACUGAAAACUGUCGAUUUACGGACAUUGAUAGCAAGAACAGCGGAUUGUACUGGUGUGAGAGUUCUGACGGAGACAAGAAAAGCAACUCUGUUAACAUCACUGUGAGCUAUGGUGAGAUAGUUCUCCUGAGCCCAGUUCACCCAGUGAUGAGAGGAGAGUCAAUAACUCUGGAAUGCAAAUCUUGGUUGUAUGAGCUCAGCCAGACUCUUCUCUACAAAAAUGGAGUCCAAGUCCUGUCAGUGAACGGCACUCAGAUGACAAUCGAGAAUGUCACCCAAGAUGAUGAGGGCUUCUACAAAUGUGCUUUUGCCAAUACAAGUCUGGAGAGUUCAGAGAACUGGCUUUCAGUUAGAGAGAACUCCACAGCUGACGCAAAAGAUGAAACAACAUCUACAGGAUAUCUGGUAUGGUUGCCAGUGCUCUUGAUAAUAUUGGUUCUUCUGGUGGUUCUUCCUGUCCUCUGGCUACUGUUUCCAGGUCUCAGGGAGAAAUUGCUUGCCUGUUUCAAUGGGGCAUCCAGAAGGGAACGAAUCCAACAGGAAAUGCCUAAAACCAAGCAGGACGUGACUGAAAUCCAGUGGGAUCUUCCCUGGAUGGAGAUGACCAAUCUGCUGGACAAGCAACAAAUUCCUGGCAUCAAACCAUUCUUCUAA